AUGUCGCAGGACGUCCUGCGCACAGGAAUGAUCAUCCUACUAAGAUUGAAUGGAGGAAAGCUUCUUGAACAAGAUGACGGCAAAGCGUCACUCAUCUACCCCGAUCGCCUCAAUGCCGCACAACGCACCUUAUUGUUUCAGAGCAUGGCAGACAUGCAAGCAACUACCAGUGAUACACAUCGCAAUGCGGAAGAUGACUUUCAUCUUCAGAAAGCGCUCGAUCUGAUCACUUAUGGUAAUUUCAGUCGCAAUCCGUGGUUUCCGACCGCUGUGACCAAAGGGCCUGAGUAUCCUCCCGCUGAACAUUUCCCGUCGUCCAACUCAACGUUGACAAACGGAUCUAUCCCCUUGAAGGACUUUAGAUCCUUGCUACGGUUGAUGCUUCUGACGCAGUUACAUGUAGCCGGUAUUGAACCGGAUGAGUUCACCUCCUGUCUAGCGCAGGUUGAAACUGUGACCGACUGCCUGCUGGCCGCAUUUCAAGAGCGAAAUGCCACGGAUUCUACCGGUAUAUCGUUCGCUACUUUUGACCAACAAAACCUUUUCUUGGGACUGCCCCGAGUGUUCGGGCCGUUACACUCGGUCAAACCUUUGCCGUCUGAGAAGCUCCCCUCAUCAGUUGGAGACGCACAAAUGCUGCUGAGAAAACUGUUUGCUUCUUCAACCAAGACACAGCCUCCUCCAGAGGGGUUGAUCACGAAUCUCCCCCUCCUAAGUCUGCUCUCAAUGGCCUUGCCCCAAGACUUUCCCAUCGAAGCACAAAAGAGGCUCUAUUCUUCUGGGGAGAUAGAUAUUCAGCAGGUACACACUUGCGUGUCCCUAAUCAGCACAGCAAAAAUUAUGCUUGUGUCAGGCAAGAGUGCAUCGGAAUCUGUCAUCUUCGGCGCAUACUUUCCCAAGGGCUCCUCACUCAGCGGGGUUGCCAAGUCAAACCUCAUUUUCCAGCUUGCGCCAGUUCCCAGAGUCUUCUAUAGCUCUGAGGAGAUGUUGCAGAUCAACCCGGACUUCUCUACAACAGACAGUCGAUUGGAAGUCUCGGUGAAGGAUGAUGUCCUGGGCUUCAUUAUUCUGGCGUUGCAGUCGGACUCGACAGGCGUCUUUACAGCACGUGAAAAAGGCGACAUCAGUCUGACAUUUGACAUUAACGCGGUGGAAGUUUUCAGUUAUGAGGGAGAAUUUGUGCGUGUUAAUACUUUCAACUAG
Messenger RNA from Aspergillus fischeri NRRL 181, 1203 nucleotides. RefSeq lists its product as uncharacterized. The transcript is spliced from 2 exons. The record is from RefSeq and is a predicted model, not a curated record. Bases 1 to 1203 code for a protein of 400 amino acids. NCBI's taxonomy places the organism in Eukaryota, Fungi, Ascomycota, Eurotiomycetes, Eurotiales, Aspergillaceae.